This is a messenger RNA of Siniperca chuatsi (mandarin fish), 2426 nucleotides long. RefSeq names its product solute carrier family 22 member 7-like. Gene Ontology annotation, molecular function: transmembrane transporter activity. Gene Ontology annotation, cellular component: membrane. Gene Ontology annotation, biological process: transmembrane transport. The transcript has 9 exons. The record is from RefSeq and is a predicted model, not a curated record. Lineage: Eukaryota; Metazoa; Chordata; Actinopteri; Centrarchiformes; Sinipercidae. The coding region runs from base 677 to 2257 and encodes 526 amino acids.
UUGUUUACUUCCUGAGGCACAAAAUGUCAACCUACCAGAAACUAAUGAAGAUGUGGAACAGACAAGGUACUGGGCCUUAUUCUGAACUGAAUUGUUUCAUGACAUGAACAUAAUUUGGGAUUUGAGAUUUAAGUUUUUUUGUGUUUCAGAAGACGAUCAGUCUGAACAUCUGAUGAGACAACUUCUACUUGUUUUCUUCAUGGCAAUGAAUAGCCCCAUAAGAUGUUGGGGAAUAUCACUGAUGGAAACAUGUUUAAAUAACAAAACUGUAACUACCUAAGUCUAUCUUACAUACGCAAAAUCUGUAUGUUUUUUUUCAAUAUACUAUUUAAUCAUAUGCAGUACAAAGUGAUGAUAUUUCUUAAAUUAAAUGUAAUAAAAUGAUGACUCAUUUCACUACAUACUGAGGAUCCUGCUGUAACUAAUACAUGCGUACUUUGCUUCACACUCAAAUAGAUAAAAGUUAUUUUAGUGGUUAAGUGAGGUAAAAUAUUAACUGAUUUCAGCUGUAAUCCAGCGGCCCCUGGGUUUGUGAAAUACCAAAGGUUGCUUUGUCCGGGUAUGAGAGUCAGGUUUGCAGUUCACUUCUUUUUAUUGUACCGGCAUGAGCGAAUGAGGAUGGUAUUUUCUUUUUCUAUUUAAAAGGACGACAUUUUGCACACAGUGGGGGGCCACAAUGAGGUUUGAGAACAUUCUUGCUGAUAUUAAUGGAUUUGGAAGAUUUCAGAUAAUGAUUAUUGUGAUCAGUUUCAUUGGCCGCUUCACACUGCCCUGCCACUUCAUGCUAAACAACUUCAUAGCGGCUGUUCCCUCUCACCACUGCGACAUCAGCUCUCUGGAUGAGGGAGGUAUUUUUAGGAAUUUAACCCAGGCAGAGAGGCUUGCUGUUAGUAUUCCACUCCAGGAGGAUGGGACUCCAAACUCCUGUCAGAUGUUUGCAGAGCCUCAGUAUCAUCUGCUGCUCAACUCCUCCAACAUUACUGACCUACAAACGGUGCCAUGUCGGACUGGAUGGGUGUAUGAUAACACCACCUUCAAGUCUACUCUGACCUCACAGUGGGACCUGGUGUGUGAUAGAAGAGGGAAAAACAAAGCAACUGCUACCAUCUUCUUUGUUGGAGUGAUGUUUGGAGCCAUGUCCUUUGGAAGUCUGAGUGACAGGUUUGGCCGGAGGAUCAUGCUGCUGGUGUCGUAUGUGUCUGGAAUGAUCUUUGCUCUUGCAAGUGCUUUUUCUACAUCCUAUGUGAUGUUCGCAGUGCUGAGGUUCUUCACUGGGUUUUGCAUCACUGGCAUCGUUAUUGUCUCAACAGUCCUCAGUGUGGAGUGGGUGGACAUUGAGCACAGGAAACUGGUGGGAGUGAUCGACAGCUUAUCUUGGACAUUUGGGAACACAGUAUUCGCAGCAAUUGCCUACUUUGUGACUGAUUGGCGGUGGCUAAUUGUUAGCGUCUCCUCACCUCUAACCUUGGCCAUCGUAACCUGGAGGUGGAUGCCAGAGUCGGCAAGGUGGCUCAUUGCCAAUGGAAAGCUGGAGCAAGCUCAGAUGUAUUUGAAAAAAUGUGCCAAGAUGAACCAAACCGAGGAGUUAAUUCACACACUUAAAACAGAGACACUAUCCACUAUUGUUGUGACUGAGAAAAGAGAUCGGGCCUAUUCCUACCUCGAUCUGAUACGAACACCCAAAAUGAGGAAACUGGCCCUAUGUACUGGGAUAUUGUGGUUUUGUGUGGCAGCUACAUUUUAUGGCAUCAGCUUUAACAUCACAGGCCUUGGGCUCAAUAUAUAUCUCACUCAGUUUACCUAUGCUUUGAUUGAGCUCCCAGCCAAAGUAACAGUUUACUACUUACUGGAUAAGAUAGGCAGGCGAUGCACUGAGGUGGGAGCUCUGCUGAUGGCUGCCGUCUGUCUUGGAAUCAACAUUAUAAUACCUAAAGAUAUGUCUGUUGUCAGAACAGUGGUAGCAGUCAUUGGAAAAGGGUUUUCUUCAGCAUCCUUUGCAACUGUUGUGCUCUACAGUUCUGAGCUAUAUCCUACUGUAGUAAGGCAGAAUGGUAUGGGCUACAACUCCUUCAUGGCUCGACUUGGUGUAGCUGUGGCUCCUUUGAUCCUCUUACUGGAUGAGGUGUGGAAGAACCUGCCCCAGGUCGUCCUGUGCUCUGUGGCACUACUGGGGGGAAUAGUGGCAAGAACGCUGUCAGAGACACGCAACAGGUGCCUGCCAGAGACCAUAGAUGAUAUUGAACAGCAGUGGAAGUGAACAGCCACUGCAUAUUCAGUCAAGUGGUUAUUUUUAGUAGUUCAGUUUAUGCUUGAAGUAGAGUUACCUUCAGGUUUUAUCUAAUAUCCCCCAGGUUGGGAUCUACUGUUAUAAGGUGAAUUCUAUACUAUAUGAACAUUUGUGAUAAAAUAAAAUCUUUAAAUGAAAA